CUGCGAUUUUUGGAGGGGGAAUUUCGUUGCGAGUGAUUGUGUGUUUGUUUCUUCUCUUGACUACCGUAAAACCAUCGUCAACCUUAGUUUCAAUGGAGUUGCACACUGUGGCACAAAACGGAUAUUUGUCGAAAUACUCCUUGUCUGAGAAUUUGUUUGUGUAAAUGGAGACAUCAUUAGUCAAGAUAUAAUUGGGUUUGAUGGAAAAAAGCGAUUCCAAGAGGUCAAUUGGCGCAUGCGGAACGAAGAACAGAACACAGUCCAUAUUCUGUGACUCAAAAGAUGUCUCAAUCUGAAAACUGCACUCUGACGACAAAAAACGCUUGUCGUCUUUUGUGAAAGCAGGAUCGUACAGAGACACAGUAUCAACAUUCAAAUGCCUACUAAUUUCGCAUAGAAGCGCUAGCUGAAAAUUAGCUUGCUCCUCUUCAAUGGGAGACCCUAGAGCUAAACAGCGCACUUUGCUCCAGGAGCCAGUCGAGGUUGGUUUCCAGGAUUCCAGUGUCUUGACGAUAUCCAUAAAUAACUCGCUUGAUCUAAUAAGCUCAGAGCGUUGCCUCAGCCUAAUUUUUGCUCUUUCAAAAGCUCUGUCCCUAGUUAUCGGGCGAUUCGUUCGCGAAACGAUCGUAAAUUCUGCAUUUGGAAUCAUAUCCGGACAAGCUCGGUGGUGAACCUAUUUUGAAAAAAUAAAUCAAAUGUAGUUUUAUCAUUACCAAAUCAGUUUAUUCGGUCCAAAUCGGCAUUUCCUAUUUUGAGCACAUGAUAUCAGAUUCCAUGCUGGCCGACAAGAUAUAAAUACCAACAGAUUCUAACCUUUGAAGAGCAGAAUAUGAUUUGUGAAGACUACCUGACAGGGGCACAUUCUAUGGAUGUGCCUCAGGAAACAUUGGAUAAGGAGGUCCAGGCAAUUUUGGAUAAGAUCAAAAGUAAGCCUGAUUUCAACCCCAACCAGCUGUUUGACCCCGAGAAGCAUCUUGCCUGGAAAGACGAGUAUUUUGAGAACACGAAAACUUUCACUCUUCAAGACCUGGGAAUCACCAAAACUCACACCAAACCAAUAAAUAACUUCGGUGCUACUUAUCCGUUCCCCUUGCUGACCGAGGAAGCUAUCGAUAUCAUGAAAUGGGAAGCAUUCCAGCCCCAAAUUGUGAAAAAGUAUGCACGUUUGACAAACCCAGACUUCAGCUUGAAGACCAACCGGCACGACUUCCACAUAGCUGGAUAUCCAGAAGAGGGUCAUGCUCCCUUUACCAAGUCUGUCUAUGAACACCCCCGACUCAAAGAGAUUUUUUCCCAGUUGAUUGGAAUGGAUGUGACAACUACGUAUGGCUAUGAUGUCAAUCAUGUGAAUGUUGCCCUGGCAGAUUUUGACAUGCCUCUAGACGCACCGCUUUAUCCUGAGCCUGAAAAAGACGAGGACGGGAAACCCAUUUUUAAGGCAGAAGAAGUGGGAUCGAUCUUGGGGCAGCACUAUGAUUCAACAUCAAUAGCGUGUGUAAUCAUGUGGGAAUGUCCACAAGAUAAGGGCGGCGAGACCGUCAUCAUCACAGGUGACGAGACUCCACUGGUUAUUCCAAACAUUGCUCGUCCUGGGUACUGUACGCUCUUGCAGGCAAGGGUCAUCAGGCACAUAGCGACAAAACCAAAUACCAAUUCAAAUAGAAUAGCCACCGUGGCUGGCUAUUAUCCGACAGCUCCCAUUUUGGACAACAGUUGCCUGACCAGUGUUCGUCCUAGCAUUCUCCCUCGUUCUGUUCACGACCAAUUUUACACUGAGUGGUUUGAUUUCCGAUUCAAGCAGCUUGAAAGAGUUCUUGCUGACAAGCGCAAAAAAUUGUGGGAUGCUUACAAGAAAGGAGAAACUUUUGACCAAAAGGAUGUCAUUGAAUUUAGCAAAGAAUGCCAGCAGUACUUAUUUGACAGCUGGCGGGAAAUGGAGUUUGCUAAUAACGACCCUUAUCCUCCACCUUUAUUUUCAAAACCGUACUCGGAGCUCACGUACGAAGUAGGAGCUGACAAUAUAAGACCAGCAACCCACGCAGGAUCCUGGUAUACGGGAUCGGCUUUGCGCCUCGAGUUACAACUGGACAAGUGGCUUUCAAAAGCAUCAGGCCCUGUUGCCGGCGCCCGUCUUCUGGUGGGUCCUCAUGCGGGCUAUGCCUAUGCCGGAGAGACGCUUGCGCAAACAUACAGUGCUCUAGAUGCUUCAGAAAUCAAAAGGGUAUUUAUAAUGGGCCCCUCCCAUCAUGUCUAUUUUAGAGGAUGUGUCAUGACAAGCAAUUUCGACUAUUAUGAGACACCUUUGGGCAACGUCCCCGUGGACAAGCAGACGAUAAAGGAUCUGGUAGCAAAAGACCCCAAAAUGUUCAGAUUGAUGUCCGAGGAAAUGGACGAGGAGGAGCACAGCUUUGAAAUGCACAUGCCAUAUUUGUACCGUGUGACAAGUAAAGCCCGAGGCAGUAUUCCCCAAAUUAUACCUAUCAUGAUCAGCGCCACUGACGAAAAGUUUGAGAGAAAACUGGCAGAGCACCUGACCCCAUACUUUCAAGACCACGAAAAUGCGUUUGUAAUAAGCACAGAUUUCUGCCAUUGGGGAUCCAGAUUUGGCUACACUUUGUACACGCCUUCGGGCAAGAUUGCCGAUAUUCAGGAUUUGAGGUAUGGAACAAGCGUACUCAAAAAGUCCGAUGCUUUGCCAAUCUACAAGAGUAUUGAAGCUUUGGACAAGGAGGCAAUGAAAAUCGCCUCGAAAACAUCCUACAAGGCGUUUCGGGACUAUCUGGCUGCGACAGAGAACACAAUAUGUGGAGCUAAACCGUUGAGUGUGCUACUUCUUUUAAUGGAACAAAAUUCGGACAAGAAGCUGGAAUGGCUGGGAUACAAACAAAGCAGCUCUGUCACUUCAGCACACGACAGCAGUGUUAGGUGA
Messenger RNA from Ogataea polymorpha, 2929 nucleotides. RefSeq lists its product as uncharacterized. Lineage: Eukaryota; Fungi; Ascomycota; Pichiomycetes; Pichiales; Pichiaceae. The transcript has 3 exons. The record is from RefSeq and is a predicted model, not a curated record. The coding region runs from base 830 to 2929 and encodes 699 amino acids.